UGUCGUGGACGCGAAAUUCUUCCUAUCUCGUGUGACAGAUGAUUACAUGAAAUCAUAACGAUGUUUGCAGCUGUCGCAUAACAGGUAUUUCCCGGUAGUAACUCGGAUGCAAUAUUUACCCUUAAUGUGUUACCAGCAUGUUAUACAGCCGGAUAUCCCUUUACUUUACCCUUCUGAAACAAAAUGUCCGGUCCAGUAACUCUGGAUUUUCCCUCAGCUGAAUACACAGUUAAGUCCAUCCUACUGACGUGAAGAUGGGGAAUAUUGAGGCUCAUGACUUUGCCCCAGUUAGAGCCGAUGAAAGGAAAGAGCUCAACCUGAGCAAGAAGAUAUCUUAUAAGCAGUUCUGUAAGCAUUUGAAAGGUGAAGCACACGAGUCCAUGUUAACUGAACUGCCGUGGGGCAUACGGGACUCAGUCUCCCUGUAUGAGAAGAUGAACAUAUCUUUCAACGCCAUCUCCGAGCUACCACCUGAGUUACCGUUGCGUCUGCCGCAUCUGUCACACAUAGAUCUCAGUUAUAACAGACUCCAGACAUUGCCAGAGAGCUUCGGACUUCUUUUCCAUCUCCGAACUCUGCUACUUAGUAACAAUGUUCUUCGAAGUCUUCCAGAAUCUUUUGUCCAUCUAGUAAAACUAGAACGUGUUGAUCUGUCUCACAAUCAGCUUAAGGAGCUACCUGAGGAAAUGGGGGAUAUGGAAGUUUUAUCCAAGCUAAACGUGGCCAACAACAAAUUAAAACUUCUACCGUUAUCCCUCGGUGCCAGUAAAUCAUUAACUUUGCUCAUAGCCAAUGGAAACAAGCUCGAUUCCCCUCCCCAAGCCAUUUGCAGCGAGGGGUCAAAAGAGACGUUACAUUUUCUUCGGAAACUAUAUGCUGUUUCAAUCAUUGAUGUGCCAAAAAGACCUUCUACUCCGCUAAAUGAGUUCCCCCGAGUGCGGGGCAACCAGUUGCAGAGUUCUGUGAUAAAUCCCCAUUCUGCCCAGGUUCAGUACAUACAGGAGCAGACGGAUACCCUCAAUACACCCAUGCGGAUCAAAACUCCCCUGUUACCACCGUAUGAAGCCUCACAACUAGAUGCCUUCCAACUGAGAGAUAGAAUUAUAGGUAUCAUCUAUGGUGCUGCAAUAGGCGAUGCUAUCGGCGUGGCAACCAGAUGGAUGUCCCCGGAUGAGUGUGAGUUCUACUACAGCCAAGACAGCAUCAGCUACACAGACAUUGUCCAUGAUGAACAUCGCGUUCGGUGGAGGAAGGGGGACUGGACAGGCAACUUUGAUGUUUUUAUGCUGGUGAUGGAGUCUGUGUUGUCCUGGGGUGGAGUUGUGGAUGAGCUGGACUUUGCCAAAAAGCUGCUGGAGUGGUCCAAAAUAGGCUUCCCUGAGCUCGGGGACUCUGAGGGGGUGGUCCUCAGUGAAACUGUCCAGAAGAUCUUGAAACAUAAAGGAUUUGUGGAGGACCCUCAUGGUACAGCAGUGAGGAUACUGACUGAAGCCCUGCCGGUAGAGAAUGGGUUUAACUUUAGUGACACGGACAGCCUGUUUGAUGAGGAUGUGUGGAGAAAGCAGCCGCCCAGACAAGCCAACCCCGAUCUCCGCAGCUUCAGUACUGCCUCCGUCAGCAUGUGUGAUCACUUCGGUACAGACAAUGGUGCUAUUGUCAGGACAGCUAUCCUUGGUGUCCCUUUCUUCCACAAUCUGGGAGAGGUGAAGGAGAAUGCUGUGAGAAUCUGCCGAGCAACACAUGCAGACAGUCGGUGUGUGGCCAGCUGUGUUGUCAUCUCUGUCGUCAUGGCGAUGCUGUUACAGGGGAGACAACUUGAGCCAGAGGACAUCCUGACGCAGGCGUGUGAACAUGGCCUGCAGUAUCUGUCAGACGAUGAGCUCAGAGACGAGAUGAUGAAACAGAUCAAAAUAACAGACGUAAAAAGCCUGAAGACAAAUGAGACGAACAGAAUGAGCCACACCUACAAGCCUCUAGCAGCAGCUGUUCUAGCUCUCCAAACACAAGACAGUUACAGGGAGUUUGUGAUGAAGCUGAUUCACGAGGCCGGUGACAGCAACAGCAACACGUGCGUGGCGGGGGCGGUGUUGGGGGCGAGGCUGGGCUACUCCCACCUGCCUGCUGACUGGAUUCAUGGGCUACGCAAGAAGCAGACCAACUGGCUCAACACCAAGAUCAACACGCUGCUGGACAUGAUGGGGAUUCCAUGAUUUGUCAUUAGAUGUACCUCAAGGACAAACUACAUUGUGAACAGCGAAACCCUGUUUAUCUGGAUAUUGGAAGUCUAGUUGCUAUGAAGAGUUGUGCCGCUUAGGUGUGUCAGAAUCCAGUGAUUGUGAGUUUGAAUCCAAGAUUCCUUUAUCAUCCUUGGUUUGUCAACCAUCCCUGUUCUCACAGGUUCCACCAAAGAAGUAAGCAUCUAUGAAGACGAAGACAUCAGUUCGGUUCUUCAGUGACACAUGUAACUGAAAUGCUGUUCAGAGUCGUUUGAGCCAACUGAAUCUGAUGGUACACUUCCCUGGGAUAUUGUCUGGAUUAGCAAACUCUGGAUGGAGGAAUCUUAGGUAUGGAUGUUCCGUGUUUGUGUGUAGCUGUUUCUACCAGAUACCAUCUGGAAGGGUGGUUCCUGGAUUAACAAGGUCCAGACCAGCAGGGUUUCUAUGCAAGCAUGAAUAUGUUAAUGUAACAAACACGAUUUAUUAUGCAGCAUGGCUGUUAAUGAUGUGACCAAAGUGUGAUAUGUUUUGUACAAAGAAGAUAUUCAGGGCAAACACAGGAACAGGGUUAUUGCUGCAAAUCAAACUAAGAAGGUCAGCCACAGGCAGAAGUCACAGACUGAAGCCACAGUCGGAAGUCACAGGCAGAAGUCACAGACUGAAGUCACAGUCAGAAGUCACAGUCGGAAGUCACAGUCAGAAGUCACAGACUGAAGCCACAGUCGGAAGUCACAGUCAGAAGUCACAUUAGAGUUUGUAUCAUGCCAGUCCUGGGUCUGUGAUGGUCAGUGAUGGUCAAUGGUGGUCUGUGAUGGUCAGUGAUGGACUGGGACCAGUUCCCAACCUGCCACUUCAAUGCCUAUAGUGUCCAUACAGCCUUUAUGCUUGGUUUCCUGGGCCCACUUGCAAAACAAGAGCUUACCCCAAGAGAAUCUUAAAUUCCAUACUUUAACAUUGACAUACAUCCAUCAUUGCUCUAAGAUCGUUUUGUACUGAAGGGUUGUUAUUGUUGAUAUUUACAACUAAUUUUAGUUUUCCUAAUCUUGCCAAGAUGGAUUAGGUGAUGAGGUUGUGUGGCGCACUGCAUCUAUUCUGUGGCAUAGAUUAUUGCUUACGCUUUCAGUCACUGGGUGCCUGGUCCAAAUUAUUUACAGGGUGUUCUGAUAUACCUGGAAUAUUGCUGCUGCAUAAAACAUUCUCUCGCUACUCCAAACAAUGUUCUUUGUGUAUUUAGUUUUUGAUUGUACUACAUGGAAGUCAAUAUUUAGUAUCAAGUCAUCUUUUAUGUUCAGUAUAUGCAAGGGGAGACAACUCCGGCACCUGCUAUUUAGGCAAUUACCAAGUGAUGGAGGGAGCCAAGUGGUUAUUGGGUUUGAAGCUUGUACUUGCUUGUUGUAUUUUGCCACAUGUGUAAUAAUUAUAGUAGGGGAGGCAUGGGAUGUCCAGUUGUCAAAGCGCAGCAAUUCGCUGUGCAGGGUUGUGUCCCUUAGACAUAUCAGAAUCCUAUGAUCGUGGGAUUGAAACCCAGAUUCGCCCUGAUUGUUUCUAGGUUUGUCCGCACCAUGCAGUGCCUGUGGGAUUCACCAAGGUGACUAUGUUAAGGAUCUGCAUCACUUGGGGCUGUUCUCCUGUAUCAAACUAUAUAACCAUAUAAGUGAAAUACUGUUCAAAGCAGGGUUAAACCAAACUCAAUCACUCACUCACUCACCAGUACAUGGAGCAGGGGUCGAUUUAACUGCUGGCUCGUUAAAAUUACACAGGGCUUGCUAAAACGUAGAGUAGUAGCUCAUCUGACUAGUCAAAAUUUCACCAUGUAUGUACCAUCAAAACUCAUUAUUUCGUGUAUAAUGUGCACCCCCUUCUACACAGCUGUGUUUUUUGGAAAAAAAGUGUGCACUAUACUCAAGAAAAUACGGUAUAAUAUUUUCGAAUUGAUACUACUCGUGAUCAUGCAAUUUUGAUGAGAAACAAUUUAGGGGGGAUGAGGUCUUGUAAAUGGUUAACUCAAAGAAUGAUAUAUGUUGAUCAUCUCGGUACAACAUUUUUAUUUGCUUAUAAAUCACCACAAAUGAGGCAAAUGGAAGCCAAGGUUUGAUCUCAGAGUGCAGGAAAAGGCGUUUCAGGGGUAAAAAGUUCUAAAAGAAUUUCAGGCCCCGCUAGGUUGCUAUGUGACCUCAGGUUCAGCCACUUUGCAGCCUCCACCCUUUUGUUAGGCCAGUUAGUUUUGAGAAGGGCCAGUAACUUUUAGAAGGAGCAAGCCCUGCUGGCUACAUACAAAUUUGUUGUUAAAUCUACCCCUGUGGAGUCUAUGGGUUGUUUCCCCUCUCAUGGGUACGGGGCGGUCGGGUAGAACUAGUGGUUAAAGCAUUCGCUCGUCACGCCAAUGACCCGGGUUCGAUUCCCGACAUGGGUACAAUGUGUGAAGCCCUUUUCUGGUGUCCCCCGCCGUGAUAUUGCUGGAAUAUUGCUAAAAGCGGCGUAAAACCCCACUCACUCACUCAUGGUUACUUGCAGUGACAUUUUGUGUCAAAUGACAUGUAGUCAACUCAAAUUAAUGCAUGUACAUUUUUGAUAGGCUAUUAGAUGAUACGUGUAAACAGUUGGUUCCUAGGGUGUUGCUCUGUGUUGUGAAAUCUUGUCAACUCUCUGACCAUUGAAAACAUAUCACGUUCUGGAAAAGCAGCGUGGUUAUGCUGGGACCAGAACAUUACACUGUCGCAAAUGAUAGACCAAGAAUUAUUAGGUUUCACAAACAGUCAUUUUUAACUGAAACUUAUGCUAUCCAAAAAUAUUAUGUAGCGUUGAUGUGUUUGGAUGGAGAAUCAUAAAUAUUUUGUGUUGGGCUGAAAUGGAUAUGCACACUUUGACCACAUCUAUGGACAUUUUGACACAGUUCCACCAUCUAUGACUACAGUAUGUUUGUCUUAACAUAUACCAUUAAUAAAAACAAUGUAGGUAGGGCAAGUGUAUUUUGACCUUCUUGCCAAAAUGUCAUGAUUUUUUUGUUAUUCCCAAAGUGCCUACCCAUUAUCCUGACACAAAUUACCUGACUGGGUUCUGUCUAGACAUUCUGUUUGCAUGUGUCAUUAAAUGCCAUUACUGAAGUAUACUACUCAAAAGAUGUUAAGGAGCACCCUAUUUUUUACUAUGACUAACUAUAGCCAUAUGUCUUCUUCAGUGUUCAUACCCAUAGGGGAAUAUCUAAACCAUGUAACCUCGUCGCCUGACAUCAGAGUACUGUAUGACAUCAUCAAUGGAAGGUCAUCAAAGGUAGAAAUUGAGGGCAAUACGCAUAGGAAAAAUAGGGCACGCUAACAUGUUGGUAUUGUGAUGUUUUAUUGUUAUCUUUGAGGUAAACGUUUAAAUAUGUGGUUGAAAUAUUUUGAAAGUUUAAUACAGUCAAGUCUCGUUGAUCCGACACUCGUUAAUCCGACAAUCGGCUUUAUCUGACAUUAAUGAUUGGAACCAAUUAAAUCAGUGUUAUUUAGACCCUUUAACCCGACAGUCUCCCACUCCGACUCCAACACACCUAAUUUGCAACGAAUUAAUGAAAUCACUCAUUAAUCAGUCUCGUUAAUCUGACACAGUGAUUAGCGUUCGUCAUCUGCCCGCGAGUACACAGCCCCGUGUUUUGAUGCGAUAUGAGUCUUAAGCUUUGCGGUACCAGUUUCAAACUUGUAACUUCCAUUCCAGACCUUGUUUUUAACGAACGUUGAUACUACUUUAUUUCGUUUACAUACUCGUUAAUCCGACAUAAUUAUAUGCAACCAACCAUGACAGAUUAACGGGACUUGACUGUAAUGUUAAUUAUGCUGUUAUGUGAAAAUGUUAACAGGGUGAAUGAUUUCCACAUAUGCCUGUAAGGAUUGAUAGAAAUGUGUGAAUUGGGCAUGGUACAAGGAUUUAUCUAGACCUGCUCAGGGGCCGAUAUUUGACCCCAAGUCUGAAGCCAAAGUCAGUAAAAGUUCCAAAAUUGGAAAUAUAGUUUCUCAAUUUAUUGUAGGUAUGACUAAUGUUAUAGUUUUGUGGAGGUGAUGUGUAUUUCACCGACAACGAGACCAAAUAUAGAUUAAGAGGGAUUAUUGUAAUGUAAAGAAUACCAGUUUGCACAGAUGAUGUUUCUAGGUUUCUCAGCACCAUACCCUUCUUCGUGAGUUUCACCAAAGUGGUAAACGUCUAAGACCUGCAUCACUUCAGGCUUUCUCACAUUAAACUGACACGCUGUGAUAUAACUGGAAUACUGUUAAAUCGGCUCUAAACCUGACUCACUCACUCACUCAUUUAAUAUAAAAAAUGUUCAACAUUGUUGUCACAGUUGAAACUUGGAUAAUUGAGCAAGAACCAGUGAUGAACUCGCUUGUAAGGGGAAUAUAUUUGGGCAUCAGGCAAUGCAAAUUUAAACCCUUGUAGGCCAUGACAAACAUAGUCAUUACUUCAUGGGUUUGUUUACACUAUAUCUUCCAUCACCUGUGAAUACACAUGUACACUUUGUGGUGUAAUAGUGACAUGUGUCUAGUUUUGAUAAGCUAUCAAAGUGAUACUAUACUCACCAAUGUCAAAUGGAGCCUAACUCCAUGCAUGAAACUUGUACCAACCUUGUCUGAUAUUGAAGCAAUGUGUAGGGUUGAUGGCAGCCAAUCUUGUGCAAAUACUUGUCUGAGAACUUGCAGGUUUCCAUUUCACUGGAACCAGGACGUUCCUUGAUUUGUGGGUUACAGCUGCUACAUCCACAGAGACCUAUGCACGGGGGAUGGAGAAACAUGUGUAAACAAGCCUGUGAAACAGUGACGAUACAGGACUAAUAGAUAAUAAUAAUAAUAAAGUCCAUUUCUUCAGCGCCAUUUCCGUCUACGUAGUCGCUCAUAGCGCCGCACACAGGGUCAUAGACACAUCUAAAGAGAUAAGUCUUUAGUUUUGUCUUGAAAGUGUCCAGAGUUGGAGAUUGCCUAAUUUCCACUGGAAGGGAAUUCCAGAGCACAGAUGCAGUGUGAGCAAAAGUUCUGUUGCUGAAUGCUUUGAGUGAGACCAUAGGGACACUAAACUGGAGUUUAUGUGCUGAUCUGAGAUCUCGUGCUGGCUGGUGUAGGGUAAGAAGUUCACUCAGAUAGGAAGGUGCUGUACUAUAGUAGUACUGGAAUGCAAUGCACACGACUUUGUAUUCAAUCCUAGAUCUUAUUGGAAGCCAGUGUAAUGAUUUUAAUAAAGGAUAUACCAUUAUGUGAGGUUGUGCAUCAAGUUUCAGGUCUAUUUAUUGAUGAGGACCAGAAGCUUUUGACCAAAUCAUGUAGCCAUUGUUGGUGGCAUGCGUGGCAUGUCAUAGGUUUAGGUAUACAUGUCUGCCUUGUUUUGUAUAUACACAUAUAUAUAUUGAUUGUUACUGUUUGUGUUGAAUGCCGUUGUGUGCUGUUACAGUUGUUUGCCAAAGGAAGUUCUCAGUGAGUCCCUGUCUCUUGCUAUGCUAAUGAUUCUGCUGUGUAGAGUAUUCAGACUGUGAUAAAUGUCACUAAAAUUAAGAAAAGUGGGUUCUUUAGAUUGAUGGGGGAAGUUCUGUUAGAUAUUUCCUUUAAAACAUUUACCAUUUUAGUUUGAUUUGUGAUGAAUGGCACUCUGUGGUGCUACAGGGGGUUAGUAAUUCCAUGUUUCAGAGUUUAGUUGUUAGUAAGUCUAGUUACAUGACUAGUUAUAAUUAAAUGGGCACUGUCUGUGUUGUACUAUAAGGGAGGAUGUUUUACUUACCAACAAGUUAACAUAUAAAUGCCUUGAAUUUCAAACAGAAUUACGAUGCCUACCAACAGUUCUAUGCUUUUAUGACAACUGUUGAUGUCUAAUAACUUUGUGAAUUUUACAUACAGACACAAACAUACCUAUUAAUACUAUGUGCCAUGUCGUGCCGUAUCUUCUCAUCGGAUUAUGUAGGGACCCUGCACCCCUAUGAGACCCUGAAAUAGGACUGUUUUCAUCUGGGGGGCACGGGUGGCCCAGUCGUCUAAGGCGCCGCGAUUCGCUGUGCAGAGUUGUGUCCCCUGGGCAUGCCAGAAACCUAUGAUUGUGGGUUCGAAUCCCGGUUCGCCCCGAUUAUGUUUCUAGGUUUGUC
Haliotis rufescens (red abalone) is the source of this 8310-nucleotide messenger RNA. RefSeq lists its product as uncharacterized. The coding region runs from base 255 to 2210 and encodes 651 amino acids. The record is from RefSeq and is a predicted model, not a curated record. Gene Ontology annotation, molecular function: protein binding. NCBI's taxonomy places the organism in Eukaryota, Metazoa, Mollusca, Gastropoda, Lepetellida, Haliotidae. The transcript is spliced from 10 exons.